AUGGCAAGGGAGCCUUCAAUUGCUUUGAAAGCCAUAAUGCCGUUUAGUGAAACUAGGACAAAGCUGAGGUAUUCUGAUACUGAAGAUGAAACUCCUUUGAUUGAAGAAGCUGAACGGGCUGAGGAAUCGUCUAGUGGUGGUCGGCGUCGGCGUCCGGCCUUAACGAACGCAUCUACGUCAACGGUGCGUACAAGGCCAAGAAACACAGCAAAAGCAAGGACAAUUAAUUUUCACACUUCCGAUAAAAUAAAAGACAAAUAUCCUCCCAAUGUCAUUCGUAAUCAAAAGUAUAACUUAAUAACGUUUUUCCCGUUAGUUUUAUAUGAGCAGUUUCACGUUUUUAUCAACCUUUAUUUCUUAGUUGUAGCAUUAUCGCAAUUUGUACCGCAACUGAAGAUUGGAUAUAUUAUAACAUACUUUGGUCCUCUCUGCUUCGUAUUGGUUGUCACUAUUGGGAAGGAAGCAUAUGACGAUUGGAAACGUUAUAAACGUGAUAAGGAGAAUAAUUCCCAGAAAUAUCAGAUUCUCACAAAAAAUGGUUAUAAGUAUAUACCAAGUUCUAAGAUACGCGUCGGAGAUAUGAUAGUCAUUCACAAGGAUUGCAGAGUACCAGCUGAUGUUGUUCUACUUAGGACAACAGAGACAAGUGGAGCUUGCUUCAUCAGGACAGACCAGUUAGACGGAGAAACUGAUUGGAAAUUAAGAAUUGCAGUACCAUUUUGUCAAAAACUACCAUCAGACGAGAGUCUGCUACAAAUAGAUGCAGAUGUCUAUGCCGAUAGUCCGAGUAAAGAUAUUCAUAAUUUUAUUGGAAAUUUUUCCAAGAAUAUUCCUGGACAAGUUGUUCCCCAAGUCGAGCCGCUUAACGUUGAGAACACGCUUUGGAUGAACACCGUUCUUGCUUCGGGAACUGCUGUUGGAUUCGUAAUCUAUACAGGACAAGAAACUAGAGCAGUAAUGAAUACUAGUCAUCCAGAAACGAAAAUCGGUCUUCUGGAUCAUGAGAUAAAUAAGCUUUCAAAGAUAUUAUUCAUUGUGACAUUACUACUAUCCUUUGUCUUGAUUGCGUUGAAUGGAUUUCGGGGUUUGUGGUACAUCUAUUUAUUACGUUUUCUAAUUCUUUUCUCCUCAAUUAUUCCCAUUGGUCUUCGAGUGAAUCUCGACAUGGGUAAAACGGUGUAUGGACACCAAAUAAUGAACGACAAAGAAAUCCCUGAAACUAUUGUUCGAACAAGUACUAUUCCCGAGGAGCUUGGAAGGAUCGAAUAUUUAUUAUCGGAUAAGACUGGAACUCUGACAAAGAAUGAUAUGGAACUAAAAAAACUCCAUAUGGGUACGAUGUCGUAUGCAACAGAUACCAUGGACGAAAUUACUGCACAGCUUGAAAUAGCCUUUGGAAAGCGUCAAGACGAUGUACACGCUAGGACUAUGCCGCGUGGCUGGGUGGCUGGAAAGAGAAGGGACAUAACGUCCCGUAUCAGAGAUAUCGUUCUGGCUCUUGCACUUUGCCAUAAUGUGACUCCUGUUGAAGAAGACGGUGAGGUCACUUACCAGGCAUCUUCACCGGAUGAAGUUGCAAUAGUCAAGUGGACAGAGUCAGUUGGCCUUACUCUUGUAUUUCGAGAUAUUUCCGAAAUCCAUCUUCGCACUCGGACCGGAGAUAUACUUGAAUUUUCCAUUCUUCAACUGUUCCCAUUCACAAGUGAAACCAAACGGAUGGGAAUAGUAGUGAAGGAUAAUUUAACUGAGGAAAUAGUAUUCUAUGAAAAAGGUGCAGACGUAGUGAUGAGUAAAAUAGUUCAAUAUAAUGACUGGUUGGAUGAAGAAUGUGGUAACAUGGCAAGAGAAGGACUGAGGACUCUGGUUGUAGCGAGAAAAAGAUUAAGCGAAGAGUCCUAUGCUGAGUUCGAAGAGAGAUUCCAUGAAGCGACGAUUAGUGUUAGCGAUCGUAAAGCACAAGAACAGUCAGUCGUCGGAUCGAUAUUAGAGCAGGAUCUUGAGCUAUUAGGAUUGACUGGUGUUGAAGAUAAGCUACAAGACGGUGUUAAAAGUACUUUGGAAUUAUUACGUAAUGCUGGGUUGAGGAUAUGGAUGUUAACUGGUGAUAAAAUCGAGACUGCUACGUGCAUUGCAGUCUCAUCAAAACUAGUGUCGAGGAAUCAAUACAUUCAUACUGUCCAGAAACUAAAAAGCCCAGAAGCCGCCAUGGAUGAGAUGGAUGUUAUACAAAGUAAUACAGACUGCUGUUUAGUCAUUGAUGGCGAGUCCCUUCAGUUGUUUUUAGAGCAUUUCAAGAACGAUUUUAUUGAGUUGGCGGUUCGUUUACCAGUUGUCGUAGCAUGCAGAUGCUCACCGACGCAGAAGGCCGAUAUUACACGGUUAAUAAAGACUUAUACAAAGAAACGUGUUUUAUGUAUUGGAGAUGGUGGGAAUGAUGUCAGUAUGAUUCAGGCUGCUGAUGUUGGUGUGGGGAUUGUCGGAAAGGAAGGGAAACAGGCCUCCCUGGCAGCUGACUUUUCAAUCACACAGUUUGGCCACUUAACAAGGCUUUUAUUGUGGCAUGGGAGAAAUAGUUAUAAGCGAUCAGCAAAAUUGGCCCAGUUUGUCAUACAUCGCGGAUUAAUCAUAUCUGUAAUUCAAGCAGUAUUUUCCUCGAUAUUUUACUUCGCACCAAUUGCACUGUAUCAAGGCUUGUUAAUGGUGGGCUAUUCCACCGUAUAUACUAUGGCACCAGUAUUUUCGCUAGUACUAGACAAAGAUGUCAGUGAAGACAUAGCGAUGAUGUAUCCCGAGUUAUACAAAGAGCUAACAAAGGCAAGCAGAUUGGAAGAAUAUUUAUUAAUAAUGUGA
Paraglomus brasilianum is the source of this 2850-nucleotide messenger RNA. The record is from the annotation of a GenBank genome assembly. Lineage: Eukaryota; Fungi; Glomeromycota; Glomeromycetes; Paraglomerales; Paraglomeraceae.